Paramecium sonneborni is the source of this 1623-nucleotide messenger RNA. Lineage: Eukaryota; Ciliophora; Oligohymenophorea; Peniculida; Parameciidae. The record is from the annotation of a GenBank genome assembly.
AUGAGAUCCACGAAAAAACAUUCUACAACACAUGGAGAGAAUUAAUUUAAAUUAUCAGUUGGAUAGAUAAUAGCAUAGAAAUUUAAGUUAUUAGAUAAAGUUGGUUAAGGGAGUUUUGGUAUGAUUUUUAAGACAGAGAAUUUGGAGACAGGAGAUAUAUUUGCAACAAAAUUUGAAAAGAGAGAGGAGAAUUAAAAUGGAAUGAGUUUGUUAGUGAGAGAAAUAAAAGUAUUGAUAGAGGUUUAAGAAUUUGAAGGUAAUAUAAAAAUUGAUAAAGGUUUUCCAUAGAUUGUAUUUUAUGGUAGAGAUGAACAUUACAAUUAUUUUAUGCAAACAUAUUUAGGUUAGAAUUUAGAACAUCUUUUGAAGAGGAGUAAUUAUAAAUUUAGUUUGUGUACAGUAUGUAGAAUAGGAUUGAAUUUAAUAGAUAGAUUGAAAUAAUUGCAUUCAAAGAAUUUAAUUCAUAGAGAUUUAAAACCAGAUAACAUAUGUAUAGGAUAUGAGGAUGUUGAUUAAAUAUAUUUAAUUGAUUUUGGUUUAGCAAAGUAUUAUAGAGAUUAGAAGGGAAUUCAUAUACCAUAAAUAGAUAAAAAAGGAAUAAUAGGAACAGCAAGAUAUGCUAGUUUGACUGCUCAUUUAGGUAUAACAUUAUGAAUAUGAAAUCAAAGCUAAGGAAUAAUCCCGUAAAGAUGAUAUAGAGAGUUUGGGAUAUGUAUUAGUCUACUUAGCUAAAGGGAAAUUACCAUGGAUGAAUUUAAAUACAAAUACAAAAUCAGAGAAGUAUUAGAAAAUAAAAGAGUUUAAACAAUAAUUGACAUUGGACAAGCUUUGCGAAGGAUUGCCAAAAGUUUAACCUAAUUAUCAUCAUUUAAGUGUUUCUUGAAUUUAUUCAUCUAUGCACGUGGACUAGACUUUUAAGCUGAGCCAGAUUAUACAUUCCUUAAAGAAUUGUUUUAGAAAUAAUUACAAUAAGAAUUGCAAUCUUAAAAAGGUGUGGCCACUUUAGAAUAUGAAUGGUAGCGAUAUCCAGAAAUUAAGAAACGUAAAUCUAAAUUAUAAAUUAAUUAACUAAAAUUUAAAAUAGGUAAUAAUAAUCUUUUUAUAUUUAGAAAAAAUUGUUCAAUAAGGUGUAGAUUCUGAUCUUCACAAAAAUAGUGAGGAUAAACUUUAAGAUCAUAAAGCAGGCUCAUUUUUGAAUUUACCACUUAAAGAUUAAUAAAUUGAUUCUUUAUCACCUGAUAUUUUAAAUAAAUAAAGCAGAGUAUUUUAUUAUUAAUAAUAUUUUAGAAUAUCAGUUAAAAUAUCUCUAGUUUUGGAACUAGUUAGAUUAAUAAUUAUUAAAUCAGUUAAAUUGAUAAAUUUAAGAGAUUUACAACUGAUAGAAAAGAAUAAAGAAAUAAUACUGUUGAUAAUUAAUAAAAAGAAAGGGAAACCAGUCCAAAUUAAAAGAUUUUUAUUAAACAAACUACAACUAAAACAGAAAGAAAAAUGGCAUUUUUCGAAAUUGAUAAUGAUUAUAGAGAUUAUGAUCAUAUUGAUUAGAUUGCCAGUGAAGAAGUUAAAAUUGUAUUUUCCAAUAUUAUUCCUAAUCUUCGACGUCAUAAAUCUACAUUAGAUCUCUGA